AUGUUGAAAAGAGAUUAUUAUGCAUCACUAGUAGCAUUAUUCGAUGCUACUAGUGAUGGUGAGAAAAACAACUGCGAUGUUGCAAAGGCCAUAACACAAGAAUAUUUAAUGGUCAAUAAACAUGGAACGUUGAAUGUACGCACUGCCGAGUCUGGAGUCCGUGUUACUAGCCUGGACGUUCCAUACCACGUGGCCAGAGGCGAUAACGUGAGUCUAACGUGUUUGUGGGAUCUGAACUCCUAUGACCUGUACUCCGUCAAGUGGUACAGAGAUGAUAGGGAGUUUUAUCGGUUCAUCCCUUCAGAAAAGACAAAGGGGACGCUAAAUCUUCCUGGAAUCAAUGUGGAUGAGCAGAAAUCAGACGGCAAUGUAGUGGUCCUGUUGAACGUCGGUCUGAACACCGGUGGCCACUAUAAAUGCGAAGUUAUUUCUUUUCCUGAAUUCCACACAGCUGACAAGAGCAAAGAGAUGUUAGUCGUUGAGGUGCCACAGGAGAAGCCGACAAUCAACGGCACUCGCCAUGAAUACCGGAUUGGCGACACUGCUCGGCUCACCUGCGUGUCUGCCAAAUCUCGCCCGCCCGCAGAGCUCACCUGGUACAUCAAUAACGAUAAGGCCCCCAAAGAAUAUCUGAUUACCUUACCCAGUCUCAAGCACCACAUGGGCCUCGAACAGACCCGCCUCGGCCUGGAGUUCGAGGUAACCAGGAAGCAUUUCGUCAAGGGUGAGAUGACGCUCCGAUGCACAGCCAAGAUCUCCUCCCUGUACUACAAGACGCAACAACAUAGUUUCGACGGACAGCUGACUUACUACGUGCCUGUGAUGGAGUCCAGGGAUAUAUCAGCUGUUUCAGGCGGUGCUGGACCUACACAACACCCCCUGACGCUGGCACUGCUGGCACUGGUGAUGACAGUGUCACUGGCACAGAUGACGGUGAUGGAUUCCCUGGAUGGUAUCUUCAGGUGACUUCCCUACAAGGCUACGCUACGAUACGCUGUCCCUCUCCUCCACUCCUUCCUCUCCUUAUUCCUUCUUUAUCCUUCCUGUUCUCAUUCCACGCUUCCUUCCCCUUCGUAAACAUGGACUGAGAGAGACACUGCAGGUGAAGAAAAAAUGGACUUACAUGGAGCCAGUUGAUCUGAAGGACUGAAAAAAGGGUUUCGUUUUACGGAGCCAGUUCGUCUGAAGGAUCGAAAAAGGGACUCGUUUUAAGGAGCCAGUUUAUCGGAAAAGAUCUAUCCUAAAAUGCAUUAUCCCUCUUCUCCUUCUCAUGUGAAUUAUCCUCAAGCGUAGGGGAUGAGGCCCCGCCAGGAAGCAAGAAACUCGUCAUCAUCUUCGUCACUUCUAAGACCGGAUAAUAUUUUCUGUGACUGUAGAGGACGUCCUUAACAUUUUCCUUUAUUCACUUCUUUGUAUCUACAAAUCGGUCGAAUGGUAUGCAUGAAUCAAGAAUUGAUUGGGUGGCUUCGGGGAAAAAGGAGAUAAAAAGAGGCAUUGGUUGUCAAUUAUUUACUUACAGGAGUGUGGUCUCUCCUACUAUUUCUGCUUCUGUUCUCUACUUUAUUUUUGUCUUUUUUCAUUUCUUCUCUCUUCAUUGUCUUCUCUC
Molecule: messenger RNA, 1606 nt
Organism: Penaeus monodon (black tiger shrimp)
Lineage: Eukaryota; Metazoa; Arthropoda; Malacostraca; Decapoda; Penaeidae
Exons: 7
Coding region: 1-966 (321 amino acids)
Source: RefSeq, a predicted model, not a curated record